Molecule: messenger RNA, 1448 nt
Organism: Antrostomus carolinensis (chuck-will's-widow)
Lineage: Eukaryota; Metazoa; Chordata; Aves; Caprimulgiformes; Caprimulgidae
Product: signal transducing adapter molecule 1-like
Exons: 6
Coding region: 1-810 (269 amino acids)
Biological process (GO): protein transport to vacuole involved in ubiquitin-dependent protein catabolic process via the multivesicular body sorting pathway
Cellular component (GO): ESCRT-0 complex
Source: RefSeq, a predicted model, not a curated record
AUGAUUCAAAGUUACCAAGGCAAAAUCAAAGUUACCAUAUUACAAGGUUAUGUGUGGUAUCGGUUGCUUACUAAAGAUAUGCCAUUGGAUAAAAUGGAUCAACUCUUGCAGAUGUUACAAAGUGCAGAUCCAUCUGAUGACCAAACAGACCUCCCAGAACUGCUUCAUCUUGAAGCAAUGUGCCACCAGAUGGGACCUCUCAUAGAUGAAAAGUUGGAAGAUAUAGACAGGAAACAUUCUGAACUUUCAGAGCUCAAUGUUAAAGCAAUGGAGGCUCUUUCUUUGUAUAACAAAUUGAUGAAUGAAGACCCAAUGUAUUCCGUGUAUGCAAAACUACAAAACCAACAGUAUUAUAUGCAGUCCUCUGGUGUUUCUGGCACUCAGGUUUAUCCAGGGCAGCCUCAAAGUAAUACGUAUUUGGUGGCAGGGAGUGCACAGAUGGGCCAUAUUCAAGGCUAUAAUCUUCCUCCUGAACAACUCUCUUCUCUCAGCCAAGGCACAGUUACUCCAUCUGCCAGCUCAGUACUGCCUGGUCAGCCUGCACAGACAUCUUACACAAAUGCAAUGGUUGGCUCUGUUGCUGGAAAUACUUACUCUAACCAGGCUUCAGUGUAUAGUCCACCACCUGCUCCUGUUGAUGUUGCUGCUUAUCAGAAUGCUGGAACUAAUAUGUCCCAGGUGCCAAACUAUAACUUAGCAUCUACACCUCUGCCACAGACAGCAGGCAGUCAACAAGCACCUCCACAACAACCACAGCCUCCUCCUCCUCAACAACCGCAGCAUAGCUACUCACAGAAGGCUUUGCUAUAGGAUCCAGGACUUCCAAUUCCUAAUCUUCUUUAACCUCUGCUAAAGGCAGUUGGCAGUUCUAUGAGUUUCUUCCUUUAUUCUCUUAAACUUUAUUUAUCCUCAGCUUAAUAAGAAUAUCUUGGUGAACAAGUUCAAUUUGCACUGACUUUUUAGGAUUUUUUUUUUUUUCAUUUUGCAGAGGAACGGAUAUAUUUAGGACAUUUAAUUCCUUUUAAAAUGCCUAAAAAUUGGUACAAGAUUAUUUAUGUCAGGUAAAAUUGGCUAGUCUGUGAAAACUCAACACCUGAAAACUGUUGUGGCAUAUAUGUUAUGUACAUAUAGUGUGUGAUUGCAAUAGUGGCCAUUUCGUAUAGCUCUGAUGACCAUGUGAAUAUAUUUAACACAAUGUUUAAAAAUAAUUUACUUUACUAUUUUAUUUUAAUCAUGAACUUACAACCAUGUUUCAUAGUUUUGUCUAGUUUUAUGACAGAUGUGAUGUCUUUUUCCAAUGCAGGAAAAGCAGUAAUUCUGCAUAUCAUGGUUACACUUACAAGCUAAGAUCUAUAUAUGAAUUUACAAACUUAUCUGAGUCUGAAGUUCAUUACUUCUCGAAUUGAACACAAGUGUAUCAUGACUAUUAGAUGGCUUAUCUACCAAAG